GCCACUUGGAAAACAAUUGCGCUCAGGAGGACAGAUCCACAAUCCGGGUUGAGAUGAGAGGACUCACGCUGACUAAUGCUUGCCUCUGUGGCUUGUUUGCAUACCUCGUCUUGUUCUCCUUCAUGUCUUUAAGCCAGGCAGUCAGUUUCGACCUGACUGAACUGAGGAAUAAAGUUGCAAAAAUUAAGGUGAAUCCAAGAGGUAAUCUUUGGGCAACAGGGCAUUUCAUGGGGAAGAAAAGUGUGAUGGACACCCCUCUGCUGCCCUCACCCGAGGACCAGGGUGUGGAUGCGCUGGAGGUCAGCCUCCCGGCUGAGCAGAGCUCGCUUGGGGAGCUUUUCCAAGAGUUUCUGCAGGUGGCGUUGAAGGCGCAGGUGGACACAGACGAGAGCCGUUUGAAAAACCAGGAAGCGGAGUUUCUGGCGAAGAUCUUAGAAAACUACAUCCAGAGCAGAAAGUGAUGCGGAGGUUGGAAGUGUGGCACGCAUGGAUUAAAAAAUAAAAUAACCAGAAACAAUCUAUAACUUUUCUGCUCAUUCUGAUUAAAAUCUACUGUAACUGUA
Girardinichthys multiradiatus is the source of this 563-nucleotide messenger RNA. RefSeq names its product neuromedin Bb (gene nmbb). Gene Ontology annotation, molecular function: neuromedin B receptor binding; neuropeptide hormone activity. Lineage: Eukaryota; Metazoa; Chordata; Actinopteri; Cyprinodontiformes; Goodeidae. The record is from RefSeq and is a predicted model, not a curated record. The transcript is spliced from 3 exons. Gene Ontology annotation, biological process: positive regulation of hormone secretion; neuropeptide signaling pathway. Gene Ontology annotation, cellular component: neuron projection. The coding region runs from base 54 to 461 and encodes 135 amino acids.